UUCCGACGUCUCAUUCUCUCUCCACAUUUCCUUUUGAUCCCUUCUCUUUUCUCUCUCUCUCCGGCCGGUUGAUCGAGGUGAGCGUUUCCUGACCUACUUGCUCGGAUUAAUUACAAAUUGAUUUGAUCACGUAGAUAAUUACAUCAUCAUCAUAUUGAUGGAUGGAUGCUUGCACAUAUAUGCAUGCGUUUUGAAUCUGGUGAUGUAAUGAUAUCCAAUUAAUAAUCUUGCUGCAACACGAAAGCUCAGCCAGUUUAAUUGAUUUGAUUUAGUUAAUGCCAUCGAUCUCAGGCUUGAUUAUCGAUUGGCUGUUGAAUGCACGGAUUAAUCAAAUAGGUUGAAGGCACGCAAUGCAAAAUUCCAAAUUGAUUGUGGACCUCUUCGGUUUCUCCUUGUAUAAGACCUUGAAUUUAGAAAUUAUUAGUGAGCUAUCGAAAGUUUUCAGUGGCAUCACAUAUUAUCUGCUUACUUGGAACAUAUAGAAAAAUAGAAUUAUUAAUUAAUAAAUUAAUUGUAUUGAGCAUUAUACUUCCUUAGUCUGAGAGUAUAUAGCAUUGGGCAUAAAGUUAGUAUUAACUAUUCACCAUGUAACUAGCUUCUUAGUAAAGGUACAAAUUAAGGACUGAAGAGAAACUCCAGACUUUUAAUCUUCAAACUGAAGGCAAGUAAUACAUUUUCAGCCCUUCCAUUUAGUUCCUUGGAGGAUCAAAUUCAAAUGUUGCGACGGAUGAAGACGCACGAAAUUUGAUGCUUUUAUCGCACGUUCAUGUAGUAUUUGGUCAAUCGAUCUCUGCAUCAUGCCUUGACCAAGAUGCAUAUUUAGUUUGAUGAUCUCUGUUGCUUCCAAUUGCACUCCAUUAAUUGUUUGAACUAAUAGUCGUUUUGCUUCAUGUAAUCGAAUGCUUCCUGCGUUCGAUUGGUGAGAGAAGUGCACUCCAAUGCUGUACCAACAGUACUCUUGGGUUUUUCUCUUAGGAGAGCUUUAUUUAGAGUGAAAGGGACUUCCUAAUUAAGAUUUCUUUAUUUUGAAAGAAGCUAGUAAUUAAGAUUUCUUAACAUAUGCACACGUGAAGUUAUAAAACAUGACUCAAAUCUGAUGUUGAUGUGUGUUCGACCAAGUCCCUAAUCAGUUUUUGCACUUUUUCUUCUGAUUUCUCACGCCAACUGAUCAAUUAAGGCAAGUAGGAUUUUAGUUGUGUUCUUUUCUUAUUGUUUUCCUUUCUCUUGCUUUUCGCUUUCUCACCUCCUACCUCCUUGGAGACAGUCCACAAUUGUGAAUUUUCAACAUUAGAAAAAUAAUCACAAUUUUGUGGAAAUGAUUGAAAAACUAAUUAAUAGGUUGCAUUUCACAUGAACAUAGUUAAUUAGAGAACAAAAUGCAUACACUAGGUGUUAGAGCAGUACAAAAGUUAUAGAAGAUGUCACUGCUUACUGCAUGAGUAUCUUUCUUCACAAUCCCAUUCCAUCAUAAAUAUUGCCUAAACAAUUCCACUCAACCUUGUUGCUUGUUCAACUUUAAUUCUUUCAUAACUUGAUAUGAAGGUCAGGACAAUUACUGUAGACUAGUUUCUUCAUGGUUGCACGCUGAAUAAUCGUACACAGAUGCCCUUGCUGUCUCUGAAUUCUCAAACACUGAACAUAUAUUGUAGAACAUUUUACACCUAUUCCUGUCUGAUCUCUUGCUGUGUGUGUACGGAGCAUGCUGCCGUUCUUCCCAAGACUUUGUGUCUCAAUUGGUUAUUUUUGACUUGAAGCGAUCCGUUUCGGUAGUCCCUGAGGCAGCUAGCGUAAGCCUCUUUUGACUUCCAAGCACACAAGUUACUUGCUGCCUCAGAUUCAUCAGCAAGUCACUAGUACUUUUCGGUAUCUAGAUGAAGCAUAUAUAUAAACCACAAGAAAAGCGGCUGCCCAUUUGUGUUCUGAUCAUGAGGAGAUUCAGGUGGUUUCUUGAAAGGAUGUGAAUCUGUGGUUGCAAGAUACUGAAGAAAGUAAUAAGGUGGUUCUUCAAUCUUCAUAGGCUUCAGAGUUCAGAGUUGAGUUAAUGUUUUUGCAAACAAGGUGUCUGCUGACAGUUUGACAGUAAAAAGAUCUGUAUAUAUGGGUUCCUGCGGUAACGGUAGAAGCUCUGAAUAUGAUGAUCCUGCAUCAUUAGAGAAGAUGGAGGAACUGGUUUUACCUCUGAAAUUGAUGCCCUUACACACCAAUGGCCGGUUGUAUGACAUGAGGUUGUCCUCACCUACUGCUACCUGUGUGAUCAAUAGUUCAUCUGGUUCAUUCGACCCGAUCUACCGAGCUUGGACGAAGAAGUAUCCUUCAGCUCUAAAUGCCUUUGACCACAUUGUUGCCUAUGGCAAAGGGAAGAAGAUAGCGCUGUUUUUGGACUACGACGGUACACUGUCGCCAAUUGUCGAUGAACCUGACAAUGCUAUCAUGUCUGACCAGAUGCGCGAGGUGGUGAGGAAUGCUGCCUUGCAUCUACCCACUGCGAUUAUCAGUGGAAGGUCUCGUGAUAAGGUGUUUGAUUUUGUUAAACUAACAGAAUUGUACUAUGCUGGUAGCCAUGGAAUGGACAUCAUGGGUCCAGUUGGGGAACAUGAUUCAGUUACUAACCAUAGGAGCUCCAUUAACUCAAAUAGAAAGCAGGGCAAGGGAGUGAAGAUCUUCCAGGCUGGUACUGAAUUCUUACCAAUGAUCAAUGAGGUUUUUAGAUUGCUCAUCGAUAAGACAAAGGCAAUCGACGGUGUGAAAAUUGAGAACAACAAGUUCUGUGUAUCGGUGCACUACCGCAAUGUUGAGGAGAAGAAUUGGCAACUUGUUUCUCAAUGCACAAAUGAUGUCCUAAAAGUCUACCCUCGCCUCCGAUUGACUCAUGGACGAAAAGUUUUGGAAAUUCGUCCAGUGAUAGACUGGAACAAGGGGAAGGCUGUGGAGUUCUUGCUGGACUCCCUAGAUCUAGCUAGCUGUAAAAAUGUUCUCCCUAUUUACAUCGGGGAUGAUUGUACCGACGAGGAUGCUUUUAAGGUUCUUCGUGACGAUAAAAGGGGUUUCGGGAUUCUGGUGUCAUCUGUACCAAAGGAUUCUCAUGCCCUAUAUUCUCUGAUUGAUCCAUCUGAGGUUAUGGAAUUCUUGAAAAGACUAGUGAUGUGGAAGAACGAAGAAGCAUCACAUAAUAAGUAGAUUAUAAAUAUAUCUGAUGUUUACUCUAGGGUAGAUUUCUGAAUUCUGACAAAGAGAAUAAGCAGAAGGGCAACAGAAUUAACUUGGACAUAGUGGACAGUUGUACAUCAUAUAGUUAAUCCAUUUUCUUAGCCUAGCAAGUGGCAAAAUAAAAGUAAUUGCCAUGUUGUACAAGAAUGCGAAGCAUUCUGCACAAGUCCAGUUCUUUGAAUAAUGGUCUCAGUUGUAGAAUGGUGUAACUUGUUAAUGAACUGUGAUAUAAAUUUUUGGGCUAAA
This is a messenger RNA of Oryza sativa Japonica Group (Japanese rice), 3453 nucleotides long. The record is from RefSeq and is a predicted model, not a curated record. NCBI's taxonomy places the organism in Eukaryota, Viridiplantae, Streptophyta, Magnoliopsida, Poales, Poaceae.